Molecule: messenger RNA, 4146 nt
Organism: Lithohypha guttulata
Lineage: Eukaryota; Fungi; Ascomycota; Eurotiomycetes; Chaetothyriales; Trichomeriaceae
Product: GTPase-activating protein
Exons: 1
Coding region: 1-4146 (1381 amino acids)
Biological process (GO): transmembrane transport
Cellular component (GO): membrane
Molecular function (GO): ATP hydrolysis activity; ABC-type transporter activity; ATP binding
Source: RefSeq, a predicted model, not a curated record
AUGGAUCCCAAUGGUCCAGGUUUUGUAGCUGCAGACAUUAGGGAGACGGAGAAGCAGAAUGAGGACCUACAGAGAAGAGAAGUGGGCAUAACAACAGAAAGUCAGGUACAUACGGGAGAAAUCGAGAACGAGAAGCUCAAUGCCACUCAUAGCACGCCUGUACCAAGAUCGCCUACUUCGCCCGUCUCGCCAAAGUCGCUAGAAUAUAAUUCAGAAAAGUCGACAGGGAGUUCAGAGGACUUUAGAAAGAUUGACUCAAAGAUACAUGUUAGAGAGGAUGCGCCAGAGGGAGAUGCAGUCUUUGCGCAUCUGCCUAAGGAAGAGCAGGAUAUCUUGAAGCAGCAGGUUGACACCCUGCCUGUACCUGUGAAGUACUUCACCCUCUAUCGGUAUGCCACAAAAUGGGACAAGAUCUUUUUAGUUAUCGCAACACUAUGUGCAAUCGGAGGAGGUGCUGCACUACCUCUUAUGACCGUUGUUUUUGGCAACCUCUCUGGCAGCUUUUCGGGCUACUUCCUAGGCACGUUGUCAGAAAGUUUCUCGACCAUCCUGAACAGAUACGUGCUAUACUUUGUUUAUCUGGCCAUUGGUGAAUUUGUUCUGGUCUACGUGUCAACUGUACUGUUCAUCUAUGUCGGCGAACACAUCACGUCUAAAGUGCGAGAUCGUUACCUCAAGGCUAUCUUACGACAAAACAUCGGAUUUUUUGACAAACUCGGUGCUGGUGAAGUUACCACACGCAUCACAGCAGACACCAAUCUCAUACAGGAAGCCAUUUCAGAAAAAGUUGCCUUGACAUUGAACGGUGUAGCCUCGUUCUUCGCCGCUUUCGUCAUUGGGUUCAUACGCUUCUGGAAAUUGACAUUGAUCUGCAUGUCUACUGUAUUCGCCAUUGUUUUGGUCAUGGGGACUGGAGGUCGCUUCAUGAGUAUGUGGAACAAGAAGUCCCUGGCAGCCUAUGCUACAGGAGGUUCAGUCGCCGAGGAGGUAUUUUCGUCUAUCAGAAAUGCCGUUGCGUUUGGAACUCAGGACAAGCUUGCCAAGUCUUAUGAUAAGCAUCUGAUCGAGGCAAUGCGCUGGGGGGUCAGGAGCAAGAGUAUGAUGGCCGUCAUGAUCGGUUCUUUGUUGUGUUUGAUCUUUCUGAAUUAUGGACUGGCUUUUUGGAUGGGCGGCAGAUUUCUGACAAGUGGGGAAACCGAUCUUGCUCAUAUCCUGACUAUCAUUAUGGCUGUAAUGAUCGGCGCUUUCUCCUUCGGCAACAUCGGUCCUAACGUUCAGCACUUCGUUGCUGGCAUAGCAGCUGGCAACAAAAUCUUCGCUACGAUCGAUCGAAAAUCGCCCUUGGACCCUGAAUCUGACGAGGGUGCGAGGCUCGACCAUGUACAGGGAAAUCUUGAGCUCCGGAACAUCAAGCACAUCUAUCCCUCAAGACCAGAAGUUACAGUCAUGGAGGAUGUCAACCUUUACGUUCCGGCUGGCAAGACAACCGCUCUGGUUGGUGCCUCAGGCUCUGGCAAGAGUACAAUCGUUGGCCUGGUUGAGCGCUUCUACGACCCUGUCGGAGGCCAGGUAUUUCUAGAUGGACACGACGUUAGCACUUUGAAUCUGCGAUGGUUACGCCAACAGGUCGCCCUUGUGCAGCAAGAACCUGUACUUUUCAGUAAAUCUAUCCGCGAGAAUAUCCGUAAUGGACUCAUCGGGUCCAAAUUUGAGCAUGAGAGUGAGGAAGAACAGACAAAGCGAAUUGAGGAGGCUGCAAGGAAAGCAAACGCGCACGACUUCAUAAUGGCAUUGCCAAAUGGGUAUGAAACUCAGGUUGGAGAACGUGGGUUCCUAAUAUCGGGUGGCCAAAAGCAACGUGUAGCGAUUGCUCGAGCCAUUGUCAGUGACCCCAAGAUUCUUUUACUCGAUGAAGCUACCUCAGCACUCGACACGAAGAGUGAGGGAGUUGUGCAGAAAGCCUUGGAUGUAGCAGCAAUCGGCCGUACUACCAUCGUCAUCGCUCAUCGCCUUUCAACCAUCCGUGACGCUGACAACAUUGUGGUUAUGAAGGAUGGUCGUAUCGUUGAGCAGGGCACACAUUCUGACCUUCUCGAGAGUAAUGGCGCAUAUGCCGCACUUGUCUCUGCACAACGCAUACAGAAGAACCAGGACCAACAAGAUGUACCUGCGUUGGAUGAGAAAGCAGCAUUGACAACCGAGUCAGAACUAGACAAGGCUGUAUCCCGAAAAUCCUCUUCUGCUGGCAGCGCAAGUGCUGAUCCAGCGGACAAGAGACCAGGUCUUAGCAGGAACGAAAGCACCAAAGGGUCAAUAUCUGCCAAGGUUCUGGCAGGCAAGAGCAACGACGAUGAUGUCAAAUAUUCUUUAUGGACACUAAUCAAAUUCAUCGGCAGCUUCAACAAGAAGGAAUGGCAUUUUAUGCUGCUAGGACUCUUCUUCAACAUUAUUGCCGGAUCUACACAGCCAGUUCAGGGAAUCUUUUUCGCUAAGGCAAUCGUCGCUCUUUCACAACCAUUAAGCCAAGCGGCUCAAAUUCGACGCGAUGUCAACUUCUGGGCGCUCAUGUACUUGAUGAUUGCGUUUGUUCAGCUGUGCGCUAUGUGGACUCAAGGUAUAUCCCUAGCUAUUUGCAGUGAACGUCUUGUCCAUCGAGCACGAGACAUGGCCUUCCGACAUUUUCUCCGUCAGGACAUUGCUUUCUUUGACAAGGAGGAAAACUCAACUGGCGCCUUGACAUCUUUCUUGUCUACAGAGGCUACUCACCUUUCAGCAUUGUCAGGUGCCACUCUUGGUGUGUUGCUUUCUUGCACAUCUACGCUAGUGGUCGCUAUUUGCGUGUCGUUGGCAAUCGGUUGGAAACUCGCUUUGGUAUGCAUGUGUGCCUUGCCAGUUAUCUUGGGCACUGGGUAUCUCCGUUUCAAGAUCCUUGCGAAAUUUACAGCAACAGCUCAACGUGCCUACAAGAAGUCUGCUGGCUAUGCCUGCGAGCAUACUAAUGCCAUUCGCACUGUUGCCUCCCUGACUAUUGAGGACGAAAUCUACCAGGACUAUCGUUCACAACUCGAUGCUCAAAUCAAAGAGUCUCUGAAAUCUAACCUGAAGAACAGUGUUUGGUACGCCGCUUCUCAAUCCUUCAUGUUCCUUGCUAUUGCUCUUGGUUUCUGGUAUGGUGGUACCCUCAUUAGCAGUGGUGAGUACACCUUGUUCCAAUUCUUCCUCGUCUAUUCGGAAAUCAUCUUUGGUACACAAUCGGCAGGAACAGUCUUCUCCUUCGCUGGUGACAUGUCCAAAGCACGCAAUGCGGCGAAUGAGCUGCGUAAACUCUGGGAUCGACAGCCAACGAUCGACCCGUGGAGCACUGAUGGUGAGAAAGUGGCGGACAUCGAAGGUCACGUCGAGUUCAGAGACGUCCAUUUCAGAUACCCGACACGCCCUGAUGUUCCAGUUCUCCGUGGACUCAAUAUCACUAUCAAGCCAGGACAAUAUGUAGCCCUCGUCGGCGCUUCAGGAUGCGGCAAGUCAACCACGAUCGCGCUCAUGGAACGCUUCUAUGAUCCUCUGGCUGGUGGUGUCUUUGUCGAUGGAAAUGAGGUUUCGCGUCUCGAGCUUAAUGAGUACAGACAUCAUAUUGCUCUUGUAUCACAAGAGCCAACACUAUAUCAAGGUACCAUCAAAGAGAACAUUUUACUAGGUCUCGGUGGAAUGAGCGACGACAAAGUGAGCGACGAGCGUAUAAUACAAGCAUGCAAAGACGCCAACAUAUACGACUUCAUCAUCUCACUACCCGACGGCUUCGCUACUCACGUUGGACAAAAAGCUACAUUGCUCUCGGGCGGCCAAAAGCAACGUAUCGCUAUCGCACGCGCACUCCUACGAAACCCGAAGGUCUUACUGCUUGACGAGGCGACAAGUGCUUUAGACUCUGAAAGUGAGAAAGUUGUACAGGCUGCGCUGGACAAGGCUGCUAAAGGACGAACAACCAUUGCAGUAGCACAUCGGUUGAGCACGAUUCAAGGUGCUGACUGUAUAUUUGUGAUUGACAGAGGUGUCGUCAUUGAAAGUGGAACGCAUCAGGAGCUGAUGAAGAUCAAGGGUGGACGAUAUGGUGAGCUCGUCAGUUUACAGAGUUUGGAGAGAAGGUAG